AUGGCAGGUGCCUUCCGACCGGUGAACUCGUCGCUGCUGGGCGAGUCCAUCAAGGAGGAGCCCGUGACGACAUCCUCUUCCUCUUCCGUCACGCCGCGGCCGAGUACGGCAUCACAACAUCCGCCCCAACCACAACCGUCUCGUGCGGUGCCCGACGACUCCAAGACGCCCACUCGAUCGACAUUCAACCCGGCUGCCGCCGAUCCGAAGCCACUGCCCAGCGCCCCGUUCCCUCCCGCCGGACCGGCAUCUGAGUCGCCAGACGGCAUGCCGCGCCGCGAAAGCCCGCAGCAUUCUACCAAGUCAUCCAGACGAGAUUCCAUAGACGUGGACAUGGAUGAUUCCGACGGAGAGACUGGCGUCGGCGCCGACGACGGCACGGUUUCUGAUGGGGACAGCGUAGGUGGCGACGGCUCAAAGUCAAAUAAAAAGAAAAAGUCGCAACGCUUUUAUUGUACCGACUACCCACCAUGCAACCUAAGUUUCACUCGGAGUGAACACCUGGCUCGACACAUUAGAAAACACACUGGGGAACGACCAUUUCAGUGUCAUUGCUCUCGCCGCUUCUCACGACUCGAUAACCUGAGACAGCAUGCCCAGACUGUCCAUGUAAAUGAGGAUAUUCCCAUGGACUCACUCGCGGCAACGGGGUCGCGCUUCCAACGGCAAAUGCGAACCACAGAGAGAGUACGGCAAGCCGGCAACAGAGCAAGAGCAUCCACAAGCGGCAGCGCGGGCGGACCUGUCCGCGGCCACUCCAAGAGCCUGUCCACGUCCAGCAUUGCCAGUAUCAGCUCUGUUGGCUCUGGCUAUGGUCUUCAGGCGGAUGCGAGGAGGCGACCACCGCCCCUCGUGAUGGCUGCUGAUCCUCGGACUCGGAUGUCGCUUGAAUCGUACCGAAGCAAUGCAGACAGCACUUUCUCAUACCGACCUCCCUCUCCGGGCGAUUACAGCGCUCCGACGUCUGCUACCUUCUCGACUGCGCAGAGCAGCCCGAGGUGGGUGUCCGGAAUGCCCUCGCCUACGACAUCCCACACACGCUCCCAAAGCCUGUAUAGCUCCGGAAACCGAACGCCAGGCCGAAGGCUGAGUGUGCCAUCCACCGCAAACCCCUUUCAGUCAGCGCCCGCUCGUCCGUUGUUCAGUGCUGGCCACCUGAACAGUUCGCAUCCGUCGGCUUUUUCACCCGCCGCUUCCAAUCUAGUUCCGUCUCCAACGUCGUCAGCGUCCGGGUGGUCCACCCGGCGAGACUCUGUCUCGAGCAACGGCGACGAGGCGUGGAGGCGUCGCACAUGGCACCCGGACAACCGAAAUUACGGCAACCAGCCGCCGCAACCUCAGUCGAACCAACUAGCAGGAGUCAAUCAGAACGUGGGACCGAAUCCUCCUCCACCCAUCGCAAAGCCCUCAAACGCUCAGUCGUCCUUGCGGCUCCCCGGCAUUGAGUCGUUCGAUCCGCUUCCACGCCGACAUCCAACGCCGCCGCCGCCGCCUCCGCCGCCGCCUCCGCAGCGCCAGCAGCCUGGCCCUUCGGCCAUGGCCAUUGACUCGGAGGCGGCAUAUCGACGACCUUUCCAGCCUGGAGUGGGUGAGACAAUUCAGCCAGACGAACGCCGCAAUUUGAACAUGUACGAUGCCAGCCUGCAACGCGGGUUGAAUCGUCUAGAUAUAAGCCACAAGACGCCCCCUCGUGAUGGUGCCGGAAGUUGGGCUUCGGAGGCCAAUAGGGCUGUCCAAGCCCAGGCUGAGCGCGUUCAGACGCAAACCAGUCAGCCGAGCGUUCGGUUCGAGGACCAGACGCCGCCUUCCCGACAGUUUCCAUCUUCUGUGCACAGUGGUCGACCUCUCCACCAGCAUACCAUGUCGGCGCCAUCGAUCGCAACAGCGAGGGAGAAUAAGAGGCACGGCUGGUACCACAGACCGGGUGUCCCGCUGCAUCCACCCGGCGAGCUCGUGUUGCAGGAUCCCCGCGGUGCCCAUGUUGAUCGUAUGGUUCACCCGAACUUCACUGGUUUUGGCGGUUUUCCCGGCAGGGAACAGCCAGCUCAACCCCAGCAACAGGAUGGGAAAGGAAACCCCGACUCGCUCAGGCGCUUGGAGGCGCUUGUGGCUGUCGCGACGAGCGAGGGGACGACAGCGACAGCCUAUUAG
Metarhizium album ARSEF 1941 is the source of this 2151-nucleotide messenger RNA. RefSeq names its product C2H2 type zinc finger containing protein. The coding region runs from base 1 to 2151 and encodes 716 amino acids. Gene Ontology annotation, molecular function: RNA polymerase II cis-regulatory region sequence-specific DNA binding; DNA-binding transcription factor activity, RNA polymerase II-specific. NCBI's taxonomy places the organism in Eukaryota, Fungi, Ascomycota, Sordariomycetes, Hypocreales, Clavicipitaceae. Gene Ontology annotation, biological process: regulation of transcription by RNA polymerase II. The record is from RefSeq and is a predicted model, not a curated record. The transcript has 2 exons.